Penicillium antarcticum is the source of this 1431-nucleotide messenger RNA. Its product is annotated as aldehyde dehydrogenase family protein. NCBI's taxonomy places the organism in Eukaryota, Fungi, Ascomycota, Eurotiomycetes, Eurotiales, Aspergillaceae. Gene Ontology annotation, molecular function: aldehyde dehydrogenase (NAD+) activity. The transcript is spliced from 4 exons. Bases 1 to 1431 code for a protein of 476 amino acids. The record is from RefSeq and is a predicted model, not a curated record.
AUGUCUUUGUUCAUCAACAACGAAUUUGUGAAGAGUGUGGAAGGUAGAACCUUCGAGACAAUCAACCCUCACAAUGAGAAGCCCAUUGUAGCUGUGCACGAAGGCACAGCGAAAGACGUGGACAUCGCCGUGAAAACAGCCCGCAAAGCUCUGGAGGGCGAGUGGAAAACCAUCACUCCUUCUGAUCGUGGCCGCCUCUUGACUCGUCUCGCUGACUUUUUGGAACGUGAUAUCGACACUGUCGCUGCUAUCGAAGCCCUUGAUAAUGGAAAGGGUGUUACAAUGGCUAAAGGCGAUGUCACUGCUUCAGCCGGAUGUUUGCGCUACUAUGGUGGAUGGGCCGAUAAGAUCUAUGGACAGACAAUCGAUACGGAUGCCAAUAGUUUGACUUAUACCCGACAUGAGCCGGUCGGGGUCUGCGGCCAAAUCAUUCCGUGGAACUUUCCCCUUCUGAUGUUCGCUUGGAAGAUCGGCCCUGCCCUCGCGACAGGCAAUACGAUUGUCAUGAAGACUGCGGAGCAAACGCCCCUUUCAGCACUAUAUGUGGCUAAGCUUAUCAAAGAAGCCGGCUUUCCCCCUGGAGUAGUCAAUGUUAUUUCAGGAUUUGGAAGGAAUGCUGGAGCGGCGAUUGCGGCACACAUGGAUAUUGACAAAGUCGCAUUCACCGGGUCUACUUUGGUCGGACGUCAAAUUAUGCGAGAGGCUGCCAAUAGCAACCUGAAGAAAGUUACACUCGAACUCGGAGGAAAGUCGCCGAACAUCAUUCUCCCUGAUGCAAAUCUGGAGGAGGCAAUUGGAUGGGUAAACAUGGGCAUCUUCUUCAACCAUGGACAAUGUUGCUGUGCCGGUUCUCGAAUCCUUGUUCACGAAGCCAUUUACGACCAAUUCUUAGAGCUGUUCAAGAAGCGCGCCGAAGAAAACAAGGUUGGCGAUCCGUUCAAUGCCGAAACCUUCCAGGGACCUCAAGUUUCUCAAGUUCAAUAUGAUCGAGUCAUGAGUUAUAUUGCCGAUGGAAAAAGCGCAGGUGCCAAGGUUAUCACCGGUGGUGAUCGACACGGAGCCGAAGGAUACUACAUUCAACCCACUAUUUUUGCUGAUGUUGAUGAAAACAUGACAAUUGUGAAGGAGGAAAUCUUUGGGCCUGUCUGCACAGUGCAGAGGGUUCGCGACGAAGAGGAAGCUAUUCGCGUGGCCAAUGACACGAAUUAUGGCCUAGCUGCGGCUGUUCACACGACCAACAUCAACACCGCUAUCAGGGUGUCAAAUGCGAUCAAGGCAGGAACUGUUUGGGUUAACAACUAUAACACUCUGCACUAUCAGAUGCCCUUCGGUGGGUUCAAGGAAUCAGGAAUCGGUCGAGAGCUGGGUUCGUAUGCUCUUGAGAACUACACAGAGGUGAAAACAGUCCGUGUACAACUAUCCCAAUCCUGA